CCCCCAUUAUUCACAACUGCAUGGCAGAAAGCAUAAAACGCCUCAUGCUUCUUCUCUCUUCGACCUUCCGGUGAACCAAGAGUGGAUAGACGGACAAACGGGCAUAACCAUUAAUGUCAAAUCUGGAGUGUGGGCUCUGGAAGGCCUGCAUGCAUACAAAACACCACGUGGAACAGAGAGAGACCGGAAAAUAGAGACAAAAGUGGGAAGACGAGUGGGAAGAAACAAAGUAAUAAUUACAAGGAGAUUUGAAAAGUGAAAACCUAAAAUACAACAACCUGGACUGUGGACAUAGACUGCAAUGAUGAUGGUGAUGAUUCUGAUCCUGCUAAUGAUUGUGAUGAUAAAGACGGGAGUGGCAUCGGCGCCUGGCCCUGAGAUGGAUAUUAAACCUGGAGUUGAGACUGGCGUGGCCAAACGAACCGUGCACUUCUGCCACCAGCUGGGCUUCAGGGUCACCGAGAUUCCCUCCAACAUCUCCAGUAACACCCAAUGCCUGGAAGUUAAGCAGACACAGAUCAGAGUGAUUCCCCAGGGCGCCCUCAACAGCCUGCAGCAUCUCAGUAAACUCACCAUAUUGGAGAACGAUAUGCUGAAGACCAUCAGUGCAUUUGCCUUCGCCAGCCUCCCUCAGCUCAUUGCAAUCUCCAUUGAUGGGAAUGUUGCGUUGGAGAGUAUAGGAGCUUUUGCUUUCUCUGAUCUCCCUGAACUCCGUGAGAUAACCAUAAGAAGGUCAAAACACCUGAGACACAUCCAUCCAGAUGCUUUCAAGAACAUUGUGAAACUACAGUAUCUGCUCAUCUCCUACUCCGGACUAAGAACGUUUCCAAACUUCACCAAGAUCCACUCCAAGGCGCGCGGCUUUAUAGUUGACCUGCAAGAUAACAAACACAUAGAGAGAGUCCCCGCCAAUGCCUUCAGAGGCCUCUGCACUCAAACUAUCAUCAUACGGCUCAACAGAAAUGGCAUCAAGGAGGUGGCAAGUGACGCCUUCAAUGGCACAAAGAUGCACAGAUUGUAUCUGAAAGGAAACACACAGCUUACUCACAUCAAUCCCAACGCCUUUGUGGGUUCCAGUGAGUUGGUGGUACUGGACAUUUCUCACACAGCCCUCAGCUCCCUGCCAGACUACAUCCUCGGUGGACUCCAGGAGCUGAUCGCAGAGGCCGCCCACAAUCUGAAAAAACUUCCUCCUCUAGAGCUUUUCACCAAACUCCGCCAGGCCAACCUGACGUAUCCGUCACACUGCUGCCUCCUGCAAAACAUAAGCAGGAACAGAUCGAGUUGGCACACCCUGUGCUCUCACCCCGAGGCUCAGAAUAACCGUCAAUUCCAUAGAGACUACUGCUCCAACUCCACCUCCAUCACCUGCAGCCCAGCCCAAGAUGCCUUUAACCCCUGUGAGGACAUCAUGCCCUCCGUCCCACUACGGGUCCUCAUCUGGAUCAUCUCUAUCCUCGCGCUGCUGGGGAACACAGCGGUACUUCUUGUCUUGUUAGGCAGCCGCUGCAAACUUACUGUUCCUCGCUUCCUGAUGUGCCACUUGGCCUUUUCUGACCUCUGCAUGGGCAUCUACCUGUUAAUCAUAGCAUCUGUGGACAUGCUCACUCGUAGCCAGUACUGCAGCUACGCCAUAUACUGGCAGACGGGCCUGGGCUGCAGUGCUGCAGGCUUCUUCACGGUGUUUGCCAGUGAGCUGUCAGUGUUCACAUUAACAGCGAUCACACUGGAGCGCUGGCACACAAUCACAAAUGCCCUGCGGCUCGAUCGUAAACUUCGCCUGAGACAUGCAUGUAUUGUCAUGACAGCAGGCUGGAUUUUCUCCUCUCUUGCCGCUUUGCUGCCCACAGUCGGGAUCAGCAGCUAUGAAAAGGUGAGUAUCUGCCUCCCUAUGGACGUGGAUCAUCUGGUGUCUCAGGUCUAUGUGGUGUCUCUCCUCCUUCUCAACAUCCUGGCCUUUUUCUGUGUGUGCGGCUGUUACCUCAGCAUCUACCUGACCGUCCGCAACCCCUCAUCAGCACCGGCACACGCCGAAACCUGCGUCGCCCAACGCAUGGCCAUCCUCAUCUUCACUGACUUUGUCUGCUUGGCUCCCAUCUCCUUCUUUGCUGUGUCAGCCGCCCUCAAGCUCCCUCUCAUCACCGUCUCAGACGCUAAAAUACUGCUGGUCCUCUUUUACCCGAUCAACUCCUGCUCCAACCCCUUCCUGUACGCCUUCUUCACCCGCACUUUCAGGCGGGAUUUCUUUCUCUUCACAGCUCGCUUUGGCCUGUUUAAAACCCGGGCGCAGAUUUACCGGACAGAGAGUUCCUGGACCUCUCCAAAGACCAGCCAUGUGACGCUGUACUCCUUGGCCAAUACAUUAAGUCUAGAUGGGAAACAAGAGUGCUGACUGUCAUUCAAAAAUCCACAGAUACAGACUUUUUGCUGGAUGUUAAUAUAUUUCUCUCCCCACAGACGUCCUUUUUCUCUUAGGCAAAUAAAUAAAAUUCCUCUUAGGUCUAAUGGAGAUAUUGACAGAAUAAAAUGCACCCUUAAAGUUACAAGAAAUUCAACUUUGCUGAAGAGGUGCCCUUGUUGUGGAAACACCGAACAGACUGCUAAAUCCUCAAUAUGAUGCCCUAACUCAUUAUUCUUAUUCUUUGGACUUUGGAUAUGAUCAAAUUUUGUUGGUUUUCAUGUACCUCCAAUAUGUCCAGUAUCUUUGGCUAACCCAUGGGUAAACACUACUGUAUGUACAGUGCAUACAGAAUUCCAAGUAAAGAUAUCUACAGAAUAACUGCAGAUGCUUUGACCAAAUCUAGGUUAAAAAGCUGUCCUAGUUAAGUCCUUGCGUUUUGUUUUAACUUGAUUGGAACGCCAGAUGGGUGGAGUUUACUGCAUCAUAGCAGUUGAGAUUACAAGUAAAAGUGGAAAGAGUAGAGGAAGGUGAGUAAACUGAUUUUACUUUCAUGCAUUGUCUUGUGUAACAAAUGCCAUCCAUCUGGUGUCUCGGGAUAAUUAAAUAAACUGAAGUACUUUGAAACAGUUUAACAAAGGUUUGACAGUCAGGAUGUUGGCAUAUAAUAUGCACAUCAAGAAAUUAACAUUCAUUUAGCAUUCAAUGUUAUGAUUGAAUGAUAUUCAUUAAGAAGCACACCGCAGGGACCUACUGAUUAAUAAUCUCCACAUACACUCUGUCUGCUGUUGCUCACCAUGCCUCCACAUCCCUCCUACCCUUCAGUUCAUCCUAAAAUGAAGGACGUGUAAUUAUCUUUGUAAUGUAAUGACAUUUAUCGUUUGUAAAUGGAAGUAUUAAGUGCCACUUUUUUUUAAGUCUGUUUUCUACAAAAUAUAUCUUUUGGAUGUUU
Messenger RNA from Perca flavescens (yellow perch), 3350 nucleotides. It is a transcript of the gene fshr, whose product is annotated as follicle stimulating hormone receptor. NCBI's taxonomy places the organism in Eukaryota, Metazoa, Chordata, Actinopteri, Perciformes, Percidae. Bases 302 to 2392 code for a protein of 696 amino acids. Gene Ontology annotation, biological process: follicle-stimulating hormone signaling pathway; adenylate cyclase-activating G protein-coupled receptor signaling pathway; activation of adenylate cyclase activity. The record is from RefSeq and is a predicted model, not a curated record. The transcript has 14 exons. Gene Ontology annotation, cellular component: plasma membrane. Gene Ontology annotation, molecular function: G protein-coupled peptide receptor activity; protein binding; follicle-stimulating hormone receptor activity.